AUGGCGGACAGUGGUCAAGAACGUGGCAGUUUUAGUGGUAGUAGUAGUAGCAGUACUAGCUCUCAGAGUACGGUAGAAGGUUCAAAACACGAGGUGUAUUUAGAUGAUAUGGUUUCAGAAGGUGAAGAUGCUGAACCCAGUAUAUCUUCGCAUUCGCACUGGUUGAAGAUGCAACUGGCGAAGAAAGGACUGAUGUCUGGGAUGCAGCUGUGUGGAUGCAGAUACGGCUAUUGCAGCGAUGGCAUGGACGAAGAUGAUGGUGAAUUAAGCAAUAAUGGGGAAGGUUUGUUGGGAGAUGGCAUAGAAGAGGGAUUAUCCUUCAGUGAUGAUUCUGCUGAUUCACAAAGUAUAUUUGCAGAAAAUGAAAUCGAUAAGAUGUUUCAAGAAAUCCUUAUUGAACACUCGCAUCGCUCCUCCAUGUCAAGAUCUUUGUCAUCGUCUUCAAGUGAAGAUGAUUUCGAUGAUGAUCUGGCUCGCCAAGAGGGUUUUCUGUUUCAGGACUCCCACACGAUGCACAGCGAUUGGGAAUCAGGACUGAGUAGCAACAACAAUAGCCAUGAUAACGAUGAUUGGUCUGUUGCUUUGAGUUUAUUUGGGAAUCUGCAGGAUUUGGAAGCUAUUAGGGUGCGCAGAGAUAGAGGGGAGACUGAAGAUCUUGCACCAAUGUAUCCCCACAGGGCGUUAAUGUAUCAUGAAUGUGAAGUCUGCCUCACGAGAUCGCUUCUGCGAAGAAGAGUCUGCUGUGAUUUUCAUAUAUGCCCAACAUGCAUGGGAACGUAUGUAGCCAUGAAAGUCAAUGAAGCUAAAGUACAGAUAGAAUGUCCCAGUGACCGAUGUGCCGUCCUGAUUCACAAAGAUGAAAUAAAUGAACGUCUGCCACAAGAUUUGAAAGAGAAGUUUGCCAGGUUUUUGAUCAAUGCAAAUACUGAUCCCCUAAAGAAGACAUGCCCAGCCUGCAGUGAGGUCUACUGCAUCGAGCCACAACUGCUGGCAGUGAAGAAGAAGAAGCUGAAACUUGGGUUGAAAGUUCAAUGCCCUCAGUGCCAUUUGCAGUGGUGCUUUAUUUGCCAGGCCCCAUUUCAUGUGGAAAUGACGUGCAAGCAGUUUCAGAUGGGCGACUCCAUGGUCAGGAAAUGGGCUAAAGAACGCAGUGGGGGCCAGUCAAAUGCACAGAAGUGCCCUAAAUGCAAAAUCUUCAUACAGAAAAUCAAGGGGUGCGACCACAUGAAAUGCACUAAAUGUAACACUGACUUCUGCUACCGUUGUGGUGACCGCUAUAUCAGUAUUAAAUUGCUUGGCAACCAUUGGAGCAAGUUCUCUCCGUUUGGUUGCAAGUACCGUUUGAUGCCAAAGAGGCCAGCUCUGCGCAGAUUCAUCAGGGGAGCUAAUUUUGCUGCCCGACUUGUGGCUGGUGUGGUACUAGCAGGACUUGGAUUAGCAGCAGGGGCUAUUCUAGUUGGAGCCAGUGUAGUGAUAGUACCUGGCUAUGGAAUAUUUCGACUGAGACGACAUUUGCAGAUGAGGAAGAUGCUCAAAGGAAGUAAGGGUCGACCAGCAGUUGAAAGAUUUUCAGAAAGGGAUAUUACUCGAGCAAUCGUGUUGCCAACUCAAACUCUGGCCAGAUUAAAUAUAACACCAGAGAUGGAGGCUCGUGAUGCUCGUCAAGUUCAGGUGAUGGUUCACAGGUCAGUUAGCUUCACCCAUGAAGAUGCAGAGUCUGUGCACAGGUCUCACGAUGACAACUAUGAGUUCUACAUAAACAAAUACACAGCUGAAGGCACCGAUGUGAUUGUAUCCGGAAAAGGUAGCAAUGAUUCAGAUCAGUUUAUUGUGCUCUCGGAAGUGACAGAAGUUCAAAAUGAGGGUGGUUAUCCUACAGUGGUGGCUCAUAUUGUAUCAAAAGUGGGUCCAGAUAAGGAAGCUCCAGCCAAGUCACGGGCUUCUGGCAGAGCAAGAAAGGAAAGCAGUCAUUCGGUUAAGGUAGAUAUUUGUGAAAAUUCAGCUGGGAAAACUGACAGACAAGUUAAAGUCCAUGAGAAUCCUAAAUGGCACAAGGAAGCAUCUGAAUGUCUGAAAACAAACUUGAUGCCCUCUGCAGAUAUUCCUUCAUGUUCUUGGGAGAAUUUGUCAGGUGAUGGGAAGACAAUCUCUGAAAAUCCAGCAUCUGAGUCUUGUAAAGAACCCAGUAUAACUGAAGGCAAGUCAGUCAGUGAUGACACUGAUAGUACUAAACAAGGCAAUAAUGGAUGUUUUGGUAACAUAUUCUCCAAGCGUAUUCAGUCACCUGUGACAAGUGUGGAUAACCCUGUUAUCAUUAAGAGUCAACUGACAAAGUCUCAGAAAAAGUCUCCUACUUACAAAGCUUCAACAUGGGAAAAGUGCCGCAGAGAUCACAUGCAGUCUUUACUCAAGUCAUCCCCUCUGGACCCAGUAAAAGAUUUUAAUAAUCUGACCUUGAUUAUGCAGAAACCACCCCCAUUAUCGGCAGAGAUAGAAAAUAUUUUUCACAAUGAGCCGAAGAACUUGAAAAGUGGCUUUAGCAGUAUGAAGGAUAUUGAAAAUGUUUCAGAAUCUUUCAUUCAGGGCAGGAAUGUGUUUGAUAUAAUAUCUUGGCGGGCAUCUUCAGACAGCAUUGAUGAAAAAACAGAAAACGAAUCCUUUGGUGGAGACACAGUAGCUUCAUCUGAGCCUGGCUUCACGAAAACCUCCAAACAAAAUAUGUCUAGGAGUUAUUGCCCUUCAGAUAAAUGCCACAUAUCACAGAUUAGUGAAGUUACUUAUCUGUGA
Messenger RNA from Candidula unifasciata, 2787 nucleotides. Lineage: Eukaryota; Metazoa; Mollusca; Gastropoda; Stylommatophora; Geomitridae. The record is from the annotation of a GenBank genome assembly.